Messenger RNA from Heterobilharzia americana, 3070 nucleotides. The record is from the annotation of a GenBank genome assembly. Lineage: Eukaryota; Metazoa; Platyhelminthes; Trematoda; Strigeidida; Schistosomatidae.
ACUCCGACAGUUUAUACGGUUUCACAUCAUUAUCAUGCAGUAGGCUGGUAACGAAGUUUUGAAACAAGACGCGAAUUAUUUUGCCAGAAAUGAUAUUUCUUAAAGGAUAACCCAUCUCAAACGGAUUUAGUAUUAGAAACGCCUAUGUCUGGAAAGGAAGUUGGAACUCAUAUUGCUCUCAACGGUGCAGUGGAAAGAACACAGCCGGAAGAUAGUGGUGAAGUGUACGAUAAACUCCGCUUGGCUCAAGAUGUUAUCAAAUGUCUUUCUGAACGAUGUGAAGAACUAGAAAAUUUAAGCGAAUAUCUUCCAUUUGUACGGAAGGAAAUUCGUGGUCAGAUCGAUCAAAGCAUGCAAAUGAUUCAAAGAUCAGUGAGCGAACGACAUGACUAUCUUUUGAAUGAGCUUGAUUCCUGUUUAAGCUUAAGAAAUGAGGCCAUAAGUAAGUUGCAUUCUGAGUUUGAAAUGAGACUUCAAAGACUUUCUUCACAUGUUGACCUUCUGAAAAGACUCACACAAUCACAUUCAAAUGACGAAGCAACUCAUCAGACACAAAAAUUAAAUCAGAAUAUGGUUUCUAGAGAUCUCGCCGCACAAAAGCAUAAAGCUGAAAUUGAAAAGCUGAUUGCUGCUCCAUUGCCUUUACACCCUUCGGAAUCAGAUACAAUGUCAUUUUUCCCCACAGAUUUGGAUCAGCUUUUAAGCAUGGUCAAAUGUGUUGGAUCUCUUGGUUUGACCGGAGUUGAUGCUCAAAAUACUAGCUUAUCAGAUAGCUACUUGGACCAGUUUGUUCCAGUUAGGCGUUGCCAAACAAAUGAAGAAGUCAAGAUAGAUAUUCUUGCAAACGACAGACUGGGUCGUGCAGUGGCAAAUGCUUCCUGUAAAGAAUUUUCCGUCCUCUUAACUCAGAGAUGUACCAGUGAGAUUGAAGUUGGUGUCCAAGAAAAACACAUGUCUGAUAGCAGUCUUAAUCUUUCAAAUAAUAGCAAUGGGAAUGGAAAUCAAGAAAACACUUUGCAAAUAGUUUAUAAAAUUUCUCAACCAGGUUUAUACGACUUGAGCAUAAAAUUGUUUGGCGAACAUAUAAAGGGGUCCCCUUACUCAAUUGUUGCUGAUGCGCCCAUAAAACCAAGUUUACAAGAGAUAGCUGACACAAUGAAGGAGAUAAGUGAAUUACCUCACCGUAAGCAGUGCAAAAAGCGAUCAAAAAGACGUUGUCAAUCAGCACCUGUUUAUUAUAAAUUACUGGAUCAACCAACUGCAUUAGCUGAUUUACAUAAAAUGGAAAGAGGUGACUUUUUGUACUCUGUUGGAACCAAAGGACGUGGUAGCGGUGAAUUUGCAAACCCCGCUGGAAUAUGUGUAACCAGAGAAAAUAAAAUACUGGUCGUUGAUAGUAAUAAUGCACUUGUUCAAGUAUUCACACUACAAGGUCAAUUUCUUACACAUUUCGGCGAGUAUGGAUACCAUCCUGGUCAACUUAUGCGACCGGUCGAUGUGGCAGAAACAAUCAAUGGAAACUAUUUAGUUUCAGACUAUGAUUUGCACUGUGUCACAGUGUACAACACACAUGGACAGUAUAUGUCUAGAUUUGGUCAGCGUUAUCUUUCUGGUCCAAAGGGCAUGGUUGUGGACAGUCGUGGACGUAUUGUUGUAGUCGAUCAAAAGUCAUGCAUGAUAUGUAUUUUCAAACCAACUGGAAAGUUUAUCAACCGUUUUGGUGCACGUGGUCUAGCUGACAACCAUUUUGGUAAUCCAAUGUUUAUAGCUGUCAAUUCACAGGAUGAAAUAUUCGUCUCAGAUCAUGCACAUCAUUCUAUUAAAGUAUUCGAUAUCAACGGAUUGUUCCUGUACAAAUUUGGAGUUAAUGGAAUUGAUCCAGGUAUGAUACAUGCCCCAACUGGUAUUGGCUUCGAUCGAUUUGACUAUCUUUAUGUUAGUGAUUGGGGUAACAAUCGAAUACAGGUAUUUGACCAAAGUGGCAACUAUAUACGCAUGGUUGACAGUAAACUAGAGUCCUUAAGUGGUCCUCAAGGUUUAGUACUGCACCAGCUGUCAAACAAACUUUUAGUCGUGGAUCCAGGCAAUUAUUGUUUCAAAGUGUUUAAUGCCCAUUCUACAGAAGAUCAAAGUCACUGAUUAUGGUGAGGCAAAUGAGACAUUCAUAACAUACAAGAAAUAAUGAAUACUCAUGACAGCAUAUACUUUUAUGGUGACUGAAGUGUUAGUGCAUCUUUCUUCCAUUCUUUUUUCGGUAUUCUUCAUCCACUCUACAAACAACCUAACUAAAUCCCUCUGUUUGUACAAAUUAUUUUUGAUGAAUUCUCAUUAGAGAUUGUGAAUUUUCAUAAUAGUGUUAUUCAUGAUAAAAAUUGGAGUGGUUUAACUUCAAAUCUGUUUACGGCCGCAUUCUCAAGUAAACAAGAUUAGAUGAUUCUCAUCGAGUCAUAUAUAUUUUGAGUAACUGAAUUUGACAGACAAACUGUGGUGUACCACAUUAUUCGUUUCGAAGCGAAAUGCACCCAGAUCAUUUGUAAAUGCUUAAUGGAAGUGUAAAAAUUAAAUUCAUUUGGAACAAGUUUCUAGUUUUUCCAAAUUACAGUAUUACACCUAAGCUUGAUGUGACUGACAUAAUGAAGUUCUGAGAAGACCCAUCCCCGAAACAGUUUAAACUACAUGGUACUAAACGGACAAAUCAACAGCAAAACAGAAUCUUCUUUCAAAAGACACAUAUAAUUUUAAAAAGUAUUAUUCAGCAGACACAAUUAUUGAAAAGGGACUGAAAUAGCCGACUGAAGUUUUGGAAGAACUGGUAUAUACGAGGAGAUACUUCCAUCCCAUUGAGCGCUAGCAUGAUAAAUUUGUAUUAUUUCCUGUAUUAUCAGCUGACAGAUUCGUCAAGGGAAUAAUUAAAUUCAAUUUCUGAAUGCAGAAAAUCACUGGCCGAACGCUACUCUAUUGGUCCCAAGACACUUACCCAGCCUUAUUCAGUUCCCCUUUAAACAAUGGAUCAACAUCUACUUUUUGAGUCGCUUAAGUAAAUAUAUAAUGUACCGGUUUCAACUCCCUA